Molecule: messenger RNA, 6734 nt
Organism: Heterocephalus glaber (naked mole-rat)
Lineage: Eukaryota; Metazoa; Chordata; Mammalia; Rodentia; Bathyergidae
Gene: Ercc4
Product: ERCC excision repair 4, endonuclease catalytic subunit
Biological process (GO): double-strand break repair via homologous recombination; nucleotide-excision repair involved in interstrand cross-link repair; resolution of meiotic recombination intermediates
Cellular component (GO): nucleotide-excision repair factor 1 complex
Molecular function (GO): single-stranded DNA binding; single-stranded DNA endonuclease activity; damaged DNA binding
Source: RefSeq, a predicted model, not a curated record
CAGCUCGGCUUUUUUCGCCUACAGUCGGCGGCAGCCCCGGAAGGGCGCUCAUGGAGCCGCGAUUUUCGGCUCGACGGAUCGCUAUGGCGCCGCUGCUAGAAUAUGAGAGGCAGCUGGUGCUGGAGCUGCUCGACACCGACGGGCUGGUCGUGUGCGCCCGAGGGCUCGGCGCGGACCGGCUCCUCUACCAUUUCCUCCGGCUACACUGCCACCCGGCCUGCCUGGUGCUGGUGCUCAACACGCAGCCAGCCGAGGAGGAGUAUUUUAUCAAUCAGCUGAAGAUAGAAGGAGUCGAUCACCUCCCUCGCCGUGUGACAAAUGAAAUCGCAAGUAACAGUCGCUAUGAGGUUUACACACAAGGUGGUGUUAUAUUUGCAACAAGUCGAAUACUUGUGGUUGAUUUUUUGACUGAUAGAAUACCUUCAGAUUUAAUAACUGGGAUCUUGGUGUAUAGAGCCCACCGAAUCAUCGAGUCUUGUCAGGAAGCAUUCAUUUUGCGCCUCUUUCGCCAGAAAAACAAACGUGGUUUUAUUAAAGCUUUCACAGACAACGCCGUCGCCUUUGAUACUGGUUUUUGUCAUGUGGAAAGAGUGAUGAGAAAUCUUUUUGUGAGGAAGCUGUAUCUGUGGCCUAGGUUCCAUGUAGCAGUCAACUCAUUUUUAGAACAUCAUAAACCUGAAGUUGUAGAAAUUCAUGUUUCUAUGACACCUGCCAUGCUUGCCAUCCAAACUGCUAUACUGGAUAUUUUAAAUGCAUGUCUAAAGGAACUGAAAAGUCAUAACCCAUCGCUGGAAGUGGAAGAUUUAUCUUUAGAAAAUGCUAUUGGGAAGCCUUUUGACAAGACAAUCCGCCAUUAUCUGGAUCCUUUGUGGCAUCAGCUUGGAGCCAAGACUAAAUCUUUGGUUCAGGAUUUGAAGAUAUUGCGGACUUUGCUGCAGUAUCUCUCACAAUAUGAUUGUGUCACAUUUCUUAAUCUUUUGGAAUCUCUGAGAGCAACAGAAAAGGCUUUUGGUCAGAAUUCAGGUUGGCUAUUUCUUGACUCCAGCACCUCAAUGUUCAUAAACGCUCGGGCAAGGGUUUAUCAUAUUCCAGAUGCCAAAAUGAGUAAGAAAAGCAAAAUGCCUGAAAAAAUGGAGAUUAAGGAAGGACAAGAAACAAAAAAGGAACUGGUCCUGGAAAACAACCCGAAGUGGGAGGCACUAACUGAAGUAUUGAAAGAAAUUGAGGCAGAAAAUAAGGAGAGUGAAGCCCUUGGAGGCCCAGGUCAAGUUCUUAUCUGUGCAAGUGAUGACCGCACGUGCUCCCAGCUGAAAGACUACCUCACCGCUGGGGCAGAGGCCUUUUUACUGCAGCUCUACAGGAAGACCUUUGAGAAAGACAGCAAAGCGGAGGAAGUAUGGGUGAAAUUUAGAAAGGAGCAUGGUUCAAAGAGAACUACAAAAUCUAACAAAAGACCCAAAGAUCUCCAGCAUAAAGAACGGGGUUCUGUCAAAGAAAAAAUUCCCAAAAAGAAAAAACGAAGGUUGACUCUAACUCAGAUGCCAGGACAAUCUGAAGAAGUGGAAGAGGAAGAGGGUGUUGAGGAAGGACAUCCUAGAGACAGAAGCAGUAGCCCAGAAGUCUGCUUGGGAGAAAUCAAGCAUGAGGAAUUUGAUUUAAAUUUGUCGUCUGAUGCUGCUUAUGGACUCUUGAAAGAACCCCUCACCAUCCUCCAUCCUCUCCUGGGUUGUAGCGACCCCUAUGCUCUGACGAGGGUUCUCCAUGAGGUGGAGCCAAGAUUCGUGGUUCUGUAUGAUGCAGAGCUCACGUUCGUUCGUCAGCUUGAAAUUUACAGGGCAAGCAGGCCGGGGAAACCUCUGAGGGUUUACUUUCUCAUAUAUGGUGGAUCAACAGAGGAACAACGUUAUCUCACUGCUCUGCGAAAAGAAAAGGAAGCUUUUGAAAAACUCAUAAGGGAAAAGGCUAGCAUGGUUGUCCCUGAAGAAAGAGAAGGCAGAGAUGAAACCAACCUGGACUUAGCAAGAGGCACAGCAUCGACACAUGCUGCCGCUGACACCCGCAAAGCUGGUGGCCAGGAACAGAAUGGAACACAGCAAAGCAUAGUUGUGGACAUGCGUGAAUUCCGAAGUGAGCUCCCAUCUCUGAUCCAUCGCCGGGGCAUUGACAUUGAACCUGUGACUUUAGAGGUUGGAGAUUACAUCCUGACACCAGAAAUGUGCGUGGAGCGCAAGAGCAUCAGUGACCUGAUCGGUUCUCUGAAUAAUGGCCGCCUGUACAGCCAGUGCAUCUCUAUGUCCCGCUACUACAAGCGCCCUGUGCUCCUGAUCGAGUUUGACCCCAGUAAGCCCUUCUCUCUCUCAGCCCGAGGUGCCUUAUUUCAGGAGAUCUCCAGCAGUGACAUUAGUUCCAAACUCACCCUUCUCACGCUUCACUUCCCCAGACUUCGCCUCCUCUGGUGCCCUUCCCCUCAUGCAACAGCAGAGCUAUUUGAAGAACUCAAGCAAAAUAAGCCACAGCCUGAUGCAGCCACAGCCAUGGCCAUUACAGCAGAUUCUGAGACCCUGCCUGAGUCAGAAAAGUAUAAUCCUGGUCCCCAAGACUUCUUGUUAAAAAUGCCAGGGGUAAAUGCCAAAAACUGUCGCUCCUUGAUGAACCACGUUAAGAACAUUGCAGAAUUAGCAACCCUAUCACAAGACAAGCUCACAGGUAUUCUGGGGCAUGCCGCAAAUGCUAAGCAGCUUUAUGACUUCAUUCACACCACUUACGCAGAAGUGGUGUCUAAAGGGAAAGUGAAAAAGUGAACAGUGGUGGCCGUUUGCUCAUUGGUGACUGUGCUUUUCAACUGUUCUCUGCCAGCAAGACUAAGUGAUUAUUAAUUAUUUGUUCAGUGAUUCAUACUUCUCCAGUGCUCUUAAUGGUCGUACAUCUGUCUCCAAGGUCAGUGGACCAGAAGCCGAGAUUCCUCUCUGAACAUUGUGUUUAGGUAACUUUUUAACUUUCGCUUGCCUGCUCUCUGCCCACCCUGCACAGUCCCUGGCAGGCUUACUGUAUUCCAUUUUUAAAUGAGCUGCGUCAAGAUCAGGGAGCGUUUCCACAAGUGUUUAUUUAAGACUUUUGAAGCGAGGAGACGCAGCCACCCCUAAAACUGGCUGCCUAGGCUCACCCAAAUGCAUGCAUACAUAUUACAGCUAGGCUGUCCGAAAGCAUCUCCACGUCCCUUUGUUUCAAAUGAAAUGAGUUACUAAUUCACAAAAUGUGAUGGUGCAGGUGAAGGAGCCCUUAGAAUUCUGUUUUUGCAAAUGUUGAACCUUCUGCAUCUCAAGACUUCCAAGCCUAAAUGGCUAGUUUCAGAGUCUCACAGAGCUCCUCUUCUCCCAGCUCUCUGUGAGCACAGGACACCAUGCCACAUCCUCUGGCAUCAUCCUCUGGGCCUCCGGGGCCUCACGUCCCUGUGCAGAACACCUCUGCCUUCCCUUUGUGAGGACUCAGACACAAGCAAGCAAGCAAGCAACCCACUGGGCUCUCAAGAUUUCCUUGUCUUCCCUUUGUAUUGGGAUAGAAGGGUUGCAGAUAAAUGGAAGAUCAGUGUACAAAAUAUAUAAAAAUUCAAAAGAAAUAUAUACAUAUAUUUAAGAACCCCUAAAGAAACUAAUCUCAUUCUAAAUCUCCUGAUUGAUUUAAGUUGGCUUUUUACUGAAGUGUACAUACAGAAAAUUCAUAGCAUCUUUGUGCCAUUUUUAACUUUGAUAUUUAAACAUUAUUAACUUAGCUGUUACAUAUUGAGUAAUAAGCAGUAAAUUUUAUGCCUCAGAUUUUGAUGUAGACAUGAAUUCUGCUAGCUGUGACACAUAGUUCAGCAUUUCAUCAGUGUCAGCUAUUUUUUGGUUUGUCACACUACUGAGACAGUGGACCUUGUAAUAAAACAUUGUCUUCAACUUUAACAAAAGCACUGUAACUGGACCUCUCAUAUUGGCAUCUUGAUUUAUUGCUACUUAACAGUACAGUUGUCUGUCAGUAUCCAUGGUACCCUCCCAUGGAACCAAAAUGCGCAGAUGCUUAAAUCCCUUAUGUAAAAUGUCAUAGUGUUUGCAUAUAACCUACGCAUAUCCUCCUGUAUACUUCAAACCAUCUCUAGAUGACUAAUAAUAUCUAGUACAAUGUAAAUUCUAUGUAAGUAGUUGUUACACUGUGUUUAAGGGAUAAUGACAAGAAAGAGUUUGUACAUGUUUUGUACAGGUACAAGUAUUUCCCCAAAUGUUUUCAGUCCUUGAUUGGUAGUAAACCCAUGGAUCCAGAGCCAUUGGAUAGGGAAAGCCAACUAUGGUAAGAGUAUUAUCUGUGGAUAUAUGGAUUUUGAACUCUAGUGCUGGGGAUGGAGCUAAGUAUAAACUACUUGCCUAGUGUGCACAAGGCCCUGGGCUCAGUCCCUAGCACUGCAAAACAAAACCUGAAGUGUUUUAAACUGUAUACAAGGUACUACAAGAAUGAAUUGAGGGGUGUCGAGAACCAGAUUUGUUAUAGAACCUGGUAGCAGUGGCAAACCAUUUGGCAAACCUAUGGCAUUCAUGCCACAGCGGGCUAUUUGUAUCAUUGAAAGCUCUAAAACAUUCACUAUCAUUGCUGUAAGAUGUUGUGGAGAAUAAGGACGAUGACAAAGAAAAAUUAGUUUAAGGUCAAACAAAGAUGGGGCUACUGAUUUUGUCCCAGAGGUAAAAAAUAUACCCUGUGGAAUAGAAAACAAAACUUUUGAAUGAUUACAGUAUGAAUUUUAGCACUCACUUUUAUAUUUAUUUUAUUGAGUUCAAUCAUAGUUCAAAGGCCAUUAAAAUAGACAUACCACUUCAAAGGGUAAUGAUUUCUACGUUCUUUCACCCUAGCCAAGCAUUUCUGCUUAUGGUAUGUAAUUUCUUUUUUUUCCUUCUUGUAUACUUCCACUUCACCUUCUAUUGCUGUUUUAUUACAUAAAACAAAUGUUAUCAGCAUAUUCUGCAAUGGGAGUUGCAUUCCUAGUUAAGUUUUCAAAACUAAGCUCUUCUCAAAGCUAGCAUUUUAAACAGCCCUUGUUAUCUAGUAAAACAUAGAUAACACUUCUAAAUGUAUUUAUUCCUAAUGUCCCCAAGUUCUCCAAAUCUGCCAUUUGCUGUUGUGCCUGCUGGACAUGAAGACAGGUGCACUAUCUUACAUGUAUUUGAAUUACGGUCAAUAAUUUCAAAUGAACUCUAAAUGGUCAUUAUGGGUGAAGGACUCACUGCCACUUCUUUUUCCAACUAAAUAAGCGUAUUUUAAUGUAUUUCCAGUUGUGGAGCACUUUCCCUACAUCCAUAACUAUUUAGUUUACCCAAAAUUUUUAAUGAAUUUUUACAGUCUAAGAUUGUUUGGUAGAGGAACUAGAGAUGCAUACGUUGCAAAACUAUGGCUUUAUUAUCUAACAUUUUGCUAACUUUGCUUUUGUUUCCAAAAUUGUAAAUAUUCAGUUACUUAUGAACUUGUGUGUAGCUUUUUAAAAACUUUUUUUAAAUGCUAGAUCAAUACUCUAUUUUAGUUUUGGGUUUUGUUUUGUUUUGUUUCUCAUUUUGGUUUGGUUUUUGUGUACUGAGGAUUAAACCCAAGGCCUCCACACUGACUACAUCCUCACCCUUUUUAUAUUUUAUUUCGAGACGAGGUCUCGAUAGUCAGCAAGUUGCCCAGGCUGGGCUCCUGCCUCAGCCUCCUCAAGUGCUGGGAUUAUAGGCAUGUGCUGCAACACCUGGCCUAUUUUACAAGUUUUUUAUAUAAAAAUGUGAACAUCUGAAGUAUUGUGAGAAAUCAUUUUGUUUAAAUCGUGGUGUCUCUCUUAAUCUUCACAACUAUACAAAAGUAUUUAUAGUGGCCAUAGGUAUUGUCCUUUAGGCACUGCUGACUGGUUCUUUAAGUCUGAUGUUUAAUAGACUAUAUGUCUACUGUCGUUUGAGUGCUUUCAGGAUGCAGUUUCCCAGCUCAUGAGGAACUGAAAAUAAUUGUCUCAUUCAUCAGCCCAUUAGGACAGGAAGGAUAAAGUCCAGAUUUGGUCAUAUUGUGAUAACAUUAUAGAACUAAUGUCCUGAUAAAUGAUGCGGGAAAACCUUCCAUAAAGCAAAUCUGAAGAAGUAGGGGGGAGGUACACAGGAACUAUUGGCCUUUGCUUUUGUUUUUCAAGCAUAAUUUGAUUUUUCCUUUGUCUCAGAGAACUUCUUUAGGGAAAUUCUUUAUCAUUAGUUUCCAUCUAGAUAUGUCCCCUACAAAACCAACUCUUCAGGAAAAUUCUUCCUCGGGUUUGAGUAGAUUAAAAUGUAAUCAGGCUUUGACAUGAAUUGUUAUUCUUCUUUAUUGUUUGGCUUUCUGUUUUGGUUUGUAACUAUUUCCUGCCCUAUUCUGAAUUUCAGCACUUACCAUAUUUACCAACAGAUUUUUGGUGGCCUAUACCAUUAUGCUGUUGUUUUGUUGUUGUUUUUUUAAUUUAUGGAUGUGUAAGCCACAAUUUACUUGAGAGGGAGAUAAAACAAAUAUAUCUAUCUGUAACAAGUGUGUGUGAAUUUAAUAAAAUGUAUAUUCAGUAUUUUUCUCUCCAUCUUAAGGACAAAAUAAACUAUAACACUGUAGUGGAAGAGUAUAUAUUAUCAGCAAUGUAUUGGUAAAUAUUUAAAAUUCAGAGAAUAUUUAAUUUUUUUCUUUUUCAUUGUGCAGAAUAAAUGAUUAAGGCUGAGAUGCCCCUUGAA